Messenger RNA from Plectropomus leopardus (leopard coralgrouper), 279 nucleotides. The record is from RefSeq and is a predicted model, not a curated record. NCBI's taxonomy places the organism in Eukaryota, Metazoa, Chordata, Actinopteri, Perciformes, Serranidae.
UGAGCUGGAGCAGUAUGUCGGCUCUCUGCAGAAAGACUCAGCAGCGACACACAGAGUAGUGACCCUGAAGGACGUGGAGGAGGGAGCGGUGACUCUGAGGAAGGUGGGAGAAUCUCUGGCAGGGCUCAAAGGAGAGUUCCCGGCCCUACAAACCAGAAUGCGGUCAGUGCUGCGGGUGGAGGUGGAAGCUGUCAAGUUUUUGAAGGAGGAGCCUCAUAAACUGGACAGCAUGCUGAAAAGGGUCAAGAGCCUGACGGACACACUCAGCAGUCUGAGAAG